AUGGUAAAGUCAACACUGCUCUUCUGCUUGAUCGUUGUCAUUUGGCCUCCGCAAAUCACAACCCUGCAGUCGAUGACCUUCCAGCUGGAACGAGUUGAACAAAUCGGUGGCCAAGGUUUGUCCGACUGGCAAAUCCGCGUCCGAAAGUUUAACCGGACCACCUACAGUCUGAACGGAACGGCUAUCCUGCUGCAGGACUUGGACGAUUCUUACGAGGUGGGCGUCAAUUACGCGUACAGCUCACUUGGGAACAACCAGUUCAACGAAUACCCGAUGAAGCUGCCGCGGAAGAAGGUCUGCCGGUACAUGGUUGAGGAAUAUCGCGAGUAUCAGCACGUCUGGAUCGGUUCCUCCAACACGCCGCAGGUCGAUAAAGGUGCUCGGGUGUUUUGUCCGUUUCCCAAGGGAACGUACUGGGUGCGGGAUAUGGCCCCGGAAGCUGACUGGAUUCCGCCGGUUGUGCCCACAGGGCUGUGGCGGAUGACGGUUGGGGUUUGGAGAGGGGGGGAUGCUCCGGUGUCUCAACUUGUGUUCUAUUUUAGGCUUACUAGAAAGCUGAUGACAUGAUCGAA
Messenger RNA from Culex quinquefasciatus (southern house mosquito), 572 nucleotides. RefSeq lists its product as uncharacterized. The record is from RefSeq and is a predicted model, not a curated record. Lineage: Eukaryota; Metazoa; Arthropoda; Insecta; Diptera; Culicidae. The coding region runs from base 1 to 567 and encodes 188 amino acids. The transcript has 2 exons.